Molecule: messenger RNA, 1338 nt
Organism: Scheffersomyces amazonensis
Lineage: Eukaryota; Fungi; Ascomycota; Pichiomycetes; Serinales; Debaryomycetaceae
Gene: APM1
Product: Apm1p
Exons: 1
Coding region: 1-1338 (445 amino acids)
Biological process (GO): vesicle-mediated transport; intracellular protein transport
Cellular component (GO): clathrin-coated vesicle; clathrin adaptor complex
Molecular function (GO): clathrin-cargo adaptor activity
Source: RefSeq, a predicted model, not a curated record
AUGGCAUCCCAAAUUCACUUUUUAGAUAUAAAGGGUAAACCUCUUUUAUCUAGAGAUUAUAAAGGAGAUAUUCCAAGUAAUACAAUUGAAAAAUUCCCUCUACUUUUAUUAGAAUUGGAAGAUGAGAAUUCUUCAGAUUAUAAACCAUUCAUUAAUCAUCAAGGUAUAAACUAUAUCUUCAUACUACAUAAUAACUUAUAUCUUUGUGCAUUAACUAAAAAGAAUGAAAAUAUAAUGGCAAUCAUUAUCUUUUUAUCUAAGUUAAUUCAAGUAUUAACUGAAUACUUUAAAUCUUUAGAAGAAGAAUCAAUUAGAGAUAAUUUUGUCAUCAUUUAUGAAUUAUUAGAUGAAAUGAUGGAUUAUGGGAUCCCUCAAACUACUGAUACUAAAAUUUUAAAAGAAUAUAUUACUCAAGAUUAUUAUAAAUUAAUUAAAAAAUCUCAAGAUCAUUUAGUUCAACCACCAAAUGCUUUAACUAAUUCAAUUAGUUGGAGAAAAGAUAAUAUCUUCUAUAAGAAGAAUGAAGCAUUUUUAGAUGUAAUUGAAUCAAUUAAUAUGUUAAUUAAUGCUAAUGGACAAAUUUUAAAUAGUGAAAUUUUGGGUGAAGUUAAAAUUAAAUCUCAUUUAAGUGGUAUGCCCGAUUUAAGAUUAGGUUUGAAUGAUAAAGGAAUAUUUACAUCUAAUAAUAAUUCCAAUCCAACUAAUGGAUCAAGUGGUUCAGAAGAAAAUGCUAAAAAUAUCGAAUUAGAAGAUAUAAAAUUCCAUCAAUGUGUUAGAUUAUCAAAAUUUGAAAAUGAAAGAAUUAUAACAUUUAUUCCUCCAGAUGGUGAAUUCACACUUAUGUCUUAUCGUUUAUCAUCAACUCAAUUCCUUAUGAAACCUCUUAUUCUUGUCAAUUGUAAAACAAAAGUCCAUAAACAUUCACGUAUUGAAAUCUUAUGUUCAGCUAGAGCACAAAUUAAAAAGAAAUCAACAGCAACUCAAGUUGAAAUUAUAAUUCCAAUUCCUGAAGAUGCUGAUACCCCAAAAUUAACUCCCGAAUAUGGUUCUGUUAAAUGGAUCCCAGAAAAAUCUUGUUUAAUAUGGACUUUAAAAUCAUUUGCUGGUGGUAAACAAUAUCAUAUGAGAGCUGAAUUAGGUUUACCAGCAGUGGUAGAUAGUGAAAAUCUUGUAUCAAAGAAACCAAUUAAAGUUAAAUUUUCAAUUCCAUACUUUACAACCAGUGGUAUUCAAGUUAGAUACUUAAGAAUCACUGAACCAAAAUUACAGUAUCAAUCUUAUCCUUGGGUUAGAUAUAUUACUCAAAGUGGUGAAGAUUAUACUAUUAGAAUGAAAUAA